AUGAAGAUCUGCAUUCGAAAUUUUCUGAGCAGAACCAGCAGGCCGUUCGUCGUUGUUUUCCCAAAUUAUUUUAAGGCUAAACUCCUUUCACCUUGCCGACGAUGUUCAAAGCUCUGGAUAGAUUCAGAUAGUAAUAGAAAGGAGUGUCAAACUUACUCCUCACCGGGUCGGAAGCAGAGUGGGCACUGGGGUGACAGGACUCCGCGUGAGCAGAAGAAACGGAGGGAGUCCAUAAAGCACAAUUAUGUACUAGGUAGGAGAGGAAGUGAUAAAAAGUCCAUUGUGAUGUGUUCGUGUAAUUGCCGUUUGAGAAUAUCAUGUACGGAUGGGACUUCGUCAUCACUCGGAGUAUUCCAUGUUUUAGAACGACAGCGAAAUAGGACACCUCCGCUGCUUGGUUACCCGAAGGUGCGAGGUCACCAAUCAGAGUUAAAAGCGGACACUACAGAGAGGAGUCCAACAGCAAUAGAGUCGUACGCGCAAGAUUGAAUAUUAUAUAAUAUUUUUCCCAUUAGUCCUAUUACUCGCUGGUAACCCAACAAAAUAGUGGAUGCCUGGUAAGUAAUUUGUCUAAAUCUGUGUCGACGUCACACAAAGACACCCAGCCAGACACAGCCCACCAUCAAUAGCUUGGAUCCCUAUACGAUGAACUAGGAAGUCAUCUAGAGCUGUUCUGGUAUGACUUGGAACAUUAGAAUCGAAGCAACCGGGUUGAAGCAUAUUGCUGAAGAGCGAAUAACCGAGAGGGGUAACAAGGUGGACACCAGACGAGACUCUGGUGUUCGUGUGUGCAAU
This is a messenger RNA of Cantharellus anzutake, 795 nucleotides long. RefSeq lists its product as uncharacterized. The transcript has 4 exons. The coding region runs from base 1 to 489 and encodes 162 amino acids. Lineage: Eukaryota; Fungi; Basidiomycota; Agaricomycetes; Cantharellales; Hydnaceae. The record is from RefSeq and is a predicted model, not a curated record.